Messenger RNA from Paraphaeosphaeria sporulosa, 2251 nucleotides. Its product is annotated as macro domain-like protein. The transcript has 3 exons. The record is from RefSeq and is a predicted model, not a curated record. NCBI's taxonomy places the organism in Eukaryota, Fungi, Ascomycota, Dothideomycetes, Pleosporales, Didymosphaeriaceae. The coding region runs from base 246 to 2042 and encodes 598 amino acids.
CAUCCAGUUGGGCAUUUGUCACUCUCGCACGAAUUCAGACUUGAGGACCUAUAUGGGGUCCGAAAAGCCGUUAUUGCUUAGUGCGGCGCAUUUCCGCGAGCGUGUGUAAACCGUUGACUAAUCGCCUGUAAUGUCCGAAAAUGACCAAUUUCCUUCCUGAGCAACUUACAUAUAUACUGAUUGGGCGAUGGUUCUGUCACCCAAGUACACAAAGGUGCCUGUAACUUUGGUCGGUGUUAGGAACAAUGUCUUCUAUGUCUGUAAUGUUGGAGCGCACCGUACGGUUUCUGAUCACGGAAUCUCGCAAUGUGCGGACUCGGCAUCUCCUCCAGCAUCUUGAACAUGGCGAUUCUUCGACGCAGCUACAGAUCAUGAGACAGCUGCUUUGCAUUCGGUCUCCGCAUCCAAGAUUGCCUCCCAAUGUCUUGCGGGACAUCCAUGAUAUCUUGAUUCACGAACGGAGUCGUCGCGUGCUCACGCCAGUGAGCAGCACAUCCUGUGUGGCUUCCAUUCCUCGAGAGAAUAGCCGGCCACCCGUAAGAAUAAGACUAUGGAAAGGCGACAUAACCACUCUGGCGCCCGGCACAACAGCUAUUACCAACGCAGCAAAUUCUCAAAUGCUCGGCUGCUUUCAGCCUACACACCGAUGCAUCGACAACGUCAUCCACUCUUGGGCAGGCCCACGCUUACGACAAGAGUGCUUCGACAUUGCUUCCACGAGACAAGACCAGCAGGACGCUCUGCCCGUGGGUGACGCUGUUACUACACAGGCAUAUUGCCUGCCGUGUGACUAUGUAAUACACACCGUCGGACCACAGCUUGCGCGGGGUUCGGAACCGGACGACAUGGAGAGACAUCAGCUCAGCCAGUGCUACUACUCUGUCCUCGAUGAGGCAGAGAGAUUACCAGAGACUGCAGAAGGGAAAAGCGUGGCUCUUUGCGGUAUCUCGACAGGGCUGUUCGCCUUCCCGGCUAAACUUGCGGCGAGUAUCGCGGUAGAUACAGUUGCGGCUUGGUUUGCACAUCAUCCUGAGGCUUCGAUCUCGGACGUCGUCUUUGUGACGUAUACCGAGGAUGACUAUGAGAUAUACGAUGCCCUGCUCAAACGAGCUCGGCCUACCUGGACUGUGUGUACCCAGGAACCUGCGAAAGGGAUUUCACUCGGCAGUCCUACAAUGGAAAAAGCUCGCGCCUGGCUCGCCGAAGCCGACACUAUCAUUGUCAGCGCAGGAGCUGGUCUCUCUGCUGCAGAUGGUCUCGACUAUACCUCUCGGACUUUGUUCCGGGAGCAUUUCCCAGCGUUUCUCCAAUACGAUCUUGAACGCCUGUACGACGUCUUUGGCUUCGUCAACUGGCCUUCAGAUCGGGUCAAAUGGGGCUACUUCUUUACACACCUAGACAUGGUGAGCAACUGGCCGCAAUCCCAGCUGUACAGGCGACUCCUUGGUUGGCUGGAUUCCUAUGGCCACAAUGCUCAUGUCAGGACGUCGAAUGCAGAUGGCCUCUUCGUUGCGAAUGGCUGGGACGAGUCAAGGUUGUCUACACCGCAAGGGCAAUACUACUACUUCCAAUGCCUGGCAAACUGUACGCCAGAUUCGUACUGGCCGUCGAGACCAUUUCUCGAACAGGCGCUGCCUCUUAUUGACCCAGUUACACAAUCGUUAAAAAACGACUCUGCUGUACCCAGAUGUAAGAACUGCGGCGGCGACUUGUUUAUCUGUGUUCGCGCCGCGAAUUGGUUCAACGAGAGGCCCUAUCGAGCUGGGGAGGCGCGCUGGCAGAAAUUCAAGAGGCGCGUCUUGAGUGGUGGAGGAAAAACCGUUGUUCUUGAACUAGGCGUGGGCAUGAACACUCCGGGUGUUCUCAAAUGGCCUAACGAGGACCUCGUUCGACAGGGGAACCGGCAGGUGAAGCUCGUUCGGUUGGCGGUGGGAGAGCAUGCGGAGGUGCCGUGGGACUUGGAAGAGGCAGAGUUGGCAACCAGCAUUGAUGGCGAUAUCAGUCUUUCCCUGCCUCAAAUCCUUCCGAGUGGCUCUCGAUAACACUAGGAUGGCGGAAUGAUGUACGUUGUGAUACUAGCGGAGGUCCCAUAGUCCCGUGUUGAGCGGGUAUAGUACUGGGACAGAGGUCUGAGUACAGGUCAUUACAACAGGGUAGGCCAUGCUGAAGUUGGUUGUACUCGAAUUCCGGUCCUACGACUGUAAUUGUAUGUUGAAAGUAUAGUUGUAUGUACAACUGUAGCACAAAUAAC